GGUGAAACCACGUCGUUUAGGAUUCUUCUCUCUGUUUUCAUAGCUUCAAACUCCGACUCAUUCUCAGGGCCUCACUACAUUUUCCGGGUUUUUCUCGGAAUCUCUUCUAGCCAUUUUCUCUUUUUCCGAAUAUACUAGGUAGUGCCAAUGGAUUCUCAAUCAAAGCUUGAAGAAAGAGUUAGAGAUAGGAUAAGUGAAUUGCCAGAUCUUGUUCUUAUUCAUAUAGUUUCGUUUCUUGAAACGAAAUAUGCUGUGAGGACCAGCAUUUUGUCCACACGAUGGAAGGGUAUAUGGGCCUUUAGUCCCAAUCUGGACUUCCGCGAUAGAUUUACGAAGAACAAAGCUGGUUUUGUGGAUUUUGUUGAUAGGGUACUUAUCUUCCGUGACACGGAUAUUCAAAAGUUUCGUCUCGAAUGUUCCAAUGUUGGGGAUUUCUCUCAUAUUUAUAGCUGGAUUCGUACUGCAGUUAGGCAAAACGUUGUUGAAGUUGAUCUUAAUUUUGGAUCCAACAGAGACCAGGUUUAUGAGUUGCCAGACAGCCUUUUUAUGUGUAAAUCACUGGAGGUGUUGAAGGUGGUAUCGGGAUGUAUUACUUUUGAUCCUCCAUCACAGAGGUUUCCCAGUCUCAAGGUCCUCGAUGCUUGUCUUUAUCAUCCUAACAAUGACUCAAUGGAGAAGCUUUUCUCUUGCUGCCCUGCACUAGAAUAUUUGUCUAUAAGGGCAACUAUUGGAGAUGAGGUUUUGAAUUUCAAAGUGUCUGCACCUGAACUGAAGACAUUUAAGGUAGAUUUGUUCAAUGCGUAUAAAGAUGAAAAUGAAUAUCACAGCGAAGAUGAAGAUGAAGCUCCUGAAUGCAUUGAUGUCUACAACUUCUUCAUUAAUGCCCCAAAGCUUGAAACCAUUGAUAUCCAUACCGAUAUCUUGUCAAAUUUUUUCUUUGAAAAUGCAGCAUCACUAAUGAAAGCCAAUAUUAAUCUCACUGUCCAUGAUUCAAGUGAACGGCGUACCUUUGCUAAUUGUGCAACUGCACUUCUGGCAGCAGUUUCCAAUGUCAAGGAUUUGUCUCUUUCAGCUCAUUGUUUCAAGGCUUGUUAUCUCCCCGCUUUUGGUAACUUAAGCAAAUUGAAGCUGGUUUUUCAAGAUUGCCAUCACCUGGAAUUGCUGUUACCAGAGUUUCUCAUCAGAUCACCUAAACUGGAAUCUCUCAUCAUAGAUCAUUUUGAGUACGCUUGUGGAGAACAUACCAACAACUGUCGCUGGAGUCAACCAAAGAAGGUGCCUAAUUGUUUGCUGUCACAGCUCAAGACUAUCAGCCUGAGGGGAUUAAGAGGAGCUCCUGAUGAAAUGAAAAUGGCAAAGUAUUUGUUAAUGACUGGUAAAGUUCUGGAAACAGUGACCGUUUCAACUACAAGUGACAGGGAUCUUCUUUCUGUGUAUGCAACAGAGAAGGAAUUACAGAAGACAUUAUGUACCUUUCAAAAGGGUUCAAAGACCUGUGUAGUUAAAUUCGUGAAGGACAAAGUUCGUAGGUCCCUAGACUAUUAAGCUUUUCUUUAAGUCUAUUUUUUUUCGUUUUAGAACGAUAUUGACAUCGAAGUAGUAAAAGCGCCAUUAUUCUGAAUCUCUUUGCAGUAA
This is a messenger RNA of Rosa chinensis, 1635 nucleotides long. RefSeq names its product F-box protein At4g22280. The transcript is spliced from 4 exons. Bases 148 to 1545 code for a protein of 465 amino acids. The record is from RefSeq and is a predicted model, not a curated record. NCBI's taxonomy places the organism in Eukaryota, Viridiplantae, Streptophyta, Magnoliopsida, Rosales, Rosaceae. Gene Ontology annotation, molecular function: protein binding.